Messenger RNA from Drosophila nasuta, 786 nucleotides. RefSeq names its product BAG family molecular chaperone regulator 2. Gene Ontology annotation, biological process: protein stabilization. Gene Ontology annotation, molecular function: protein-folding chaperone binding; adenyl-nucleotide exchange factor activity. The transcript has 4 exons. The record is from RefSeq and is a predicted model, not a curated record. Lineage: Eukaryota; Metazoa; Arthropoda; Insecta; Diptera; Drosophilidae. Bases 1 to 786 code for a protein of 261 amino acids.
AUGGAUAUUGAUGCUCCAUUGGCGCAUGGCAUGCAGCAGGAGCACAACAACCACAGCAACAAUCAUCAUCAUAACAACAGCAGCAGCUCAUCCCACGGCUACCACUCGGAAUCAUCAAUGAAUUUCGAUUACUUACAAGGCCUGCGCGCCGAUGCAGCUGCGGCAUCAACAUCCUCGGUGGCCGGUGGUGGCAGCAGUGGCAGCAAUGCGUAUGGACUUGUCGACGACAGUAGAGCACUGGACAGGCCUUACAAUGUGAACGAGCGAUUUGUUACAAUACUCGAUCAGUUGGAUGCGCGUGUGGAGAAGUUCCGCAAGGAUGCAUUGAAUUUACAAGAGAAGAAAGACUACCUCUUAAUGUCCAUGGAUCUCAUCAAGAGCAAUGAGAUGCUGCAGAGCAUGACCGAGGCUGAACGUGAAGAGAUUAUGCUCUACAUUCAACGAGUCAGUUCACGCCUGGGCACCGUUGAGCUCAAUGUACGCACUGUGAGAGAUGUAUCCCAGGAGGAUUCUCUCAGCCAGAUCAAUGCCUUGAUCGACACCAUGAUCAAAAUGGGUGAUCCCGUGAUGGCCCGCCAACGUUGCCAGUUAUAUUUAAAUGCCUGCUGCAGCAGCACCAUGGAUCCAAGCAACCAUUUGGGCACAGUGCACGAGGCGGAUAUCGGACCCAUCGAUAAGAAAUUCGAGAGUGCUCUGCUUGGUUGCACUUUGGAUGAUCAAAAGAACAUUAAGAAGCGUUUACAGGCAUUGAUGGGCUAUCUGAAUAAGCAAACUGUUACCAAUUAA